GAAGAUGAUAUGAUCCAAACACAAACCACUAUAACCGACAUCUCAUCCACCCAUUGUUUCAACUUUCAACAUAACAACUCUCUCUCAUGGCAUUGGACCCAGAUAUUGAAGAAAAGUAUGUUCACAACAGCAAGGUCAUGCUAGGAUCUGCAAUUCUUCUCGUUAUACUCAUCCUCGUAAUCAUCCUAUAUCGUUCUUAUGCUCACUUCUGCGCACGCCGCCGCCGCCAUCUCUUCCCUCACACUCUUCCAGCUUCUUCCACUUCCGCCACCGCCCCUGUUUUCAACGACCGACUGGAUCCAACCAUUCUCAAGUCCCUACCGACCUUUACUUUCUCCUCCGCCGUGCACCGCCCCCUGCAAGACUGCGCCGUCUGCCUUUCGGAGUUCGAAGACGGAGACAAGGGCCGUGUGCUGCCGAAUUGCAGCCACGCGUUCCACUGCCAAUGCAUCGACGCGUGGUUCGCAUCUCACUCCAACUGCCCUCUCUGCCGGUCACCGGUUAAACGGGUUACCACACCGGUUGAAGCGUGCUCGAUUCCGGUUUCAGUUGAAUUAGCGGUUGAAGUGGAAGCUGGUGGUUGCUCGUCGCUUCCUCCGCCGGUGAUGUGCCCUAGGAAGCCGUUGAAUGUGGUGGUGGAGAUUCCGGAAGAGGAGAGAGGGUUGGAUCAUCGGAUUCUUUCGCUGAAGAAGUUUUGCAGCGUGUAGGUGAGUACACCACACUUUCGGUGUGGACUACGGACUACUGUGAGGAUGUUUGCAACUUGCAAUGCAAUUUCACCAAGAUUCAUGAUGACAUGGCAGUCGAUACGGAAACAAAUUAAUUGUUUUCGUUUUGAUUUAAAGUACGGAUGUUUUUACUGUAGAAUGUUGAGUCUGAUCUGAAUCAUGUGGUGCCUCAACCAUUUAGCGUUCGUGGUUGCUACUUGCGUUAGUUGGACACGUCUCUCUUAACAGCGUUCAAUCUAGUUGUAUAGAAUUUCAGGACUCUUGCCACCUAAGGAAGGUGCUUCAUCAUUUAAAUAUACAUAUUUCUUCAUAAAAGUCUACUUUUUCUGCUA
Molecule: messenger RNA, 1060 nt
Organism: Arachis duranensis
Lineage: Eukaryota; Viridiplantae; Streptophyta; Magnoliopsida; Fabales; Fabaceae
Product: RING-H2 finger protein ATL5
Exons: 1
Coding region: 87-707 (206 amino acids)
Biological process (GO): protein ubiquitination
Source: RefSeq, a predicted model, not a curated record